GGUGAUACGCCUUUCUCUCUCGCGUUGCCUUUGCAGGUUUAGUCGCGUGACUUUUAUCAGGGAUUCGCGUGUCCGCUGCUAAAAGCGGCUCGCAUCUCUCCUGCCUGAAUACCGUGUUUGUGUGCGCACGUUAUAAGUGAGCCGUAACUAGCGCUUUGUGCGAUCAACCCCUGGAUCUAGAAAAAAAAAAAAAAUAUUUAGCGCCGAAUGAUCGCUAGUGUUGCGACCGUUCAUCCAUCCCUGCCUCUGAACGGAACUGCGGCGGCAGAUCGGCCGAUGACUUUAACCGACGAAGAUAUGACGGUCGUUACUACCGCGCCCGCCGGAGCUGAAGUGCUCGUGUUCGAUACCGCGGGCAAGCAUCAUCGCAAGAGGCGUCGCGGUAAGAAGCGCCGUCAAGGCCGGGACGAGCCGGAUGCCGCGUUGUCAUCGUCGGAUGCCUCUAGUCCCGUCAAGUGCAGCCCAACCAAGCAACGCAAGAAACAGGUCAUGAUUCGUCCCUGCGUAGUGCCCAAGGCUCCGGCUAAUUUCACGCAGUUCAUCAUAGACGAUCACGAAAACUGUGCGCUUUACCAAAGCUUCGAGGCCUACCCGAAUGACAACGGUGACCGCGCAGCGGAGGAUGCGCGCGUAGCAGACGACGCUCAGCCGUCGUCUGGUGGCCACUACCAUCACCACUAUGGCACUCACGUUGAUGACUCCGGCGAAGAAGGGCAGCCGCAGUCGGGCUUCCCCACCGGUGAGGACUACGAGUACCUCGACUACGGCAACAUGAUGCAGUUCUACGAGAAGGACUUCGAGGCUGUGUACAGGAGCGCGAGGUUCGAGGAACUGAUGCAGUUGACGCGGGCAGAAGUGAUCGACAGGUACACGGCGCUAGAGUGCCGCGCCGCCGAAUUGUACGACGAGCUGCACAAGUUGGACCCGCAGAAUUGCCUCGAGGAGUUGCAGCGGCAGCUUCUGCGACUGCAGGACGAGAACCAGGCGCUGAUGAAGCUUAACGUAACGUUACGCUCGGCGGCAACUUCCAGUAUGACCACCACGACGUCGUCAUCGUCUGGCCACGAAGACGACAGCGACCACUGUGACGGUCAUCGGGACGAGGAAGGGAGUUGUGGCAAUGAGUACGAGUCUGAGGACAGUGGUCACGAGGACAGCUUUGAGGACGCUCAAGGUGCGCAAGAGGAUAGCUGCCAACCCUAGUUGGCGUUUUGAGGUUCGCGAACGACCGCUUUAGAUAAGCAUCGCCUUCCACAAGAUGGGGAGAGCUCUCUUUCUUUUUGUACAUUAUGUAAGCAUUUUUUUUUUCUGUUUUGACUGUCACUGUUCUUUUUUGACAGUCGGCGGCAGGCGUUAACCGCUAUCCUGGUCUAGUCUCUGUACAUACGGUUUUUUUUUUUUUUUUUUCGGCAGCUCGUCGGAAAAGCUGCAUCGCUCAUUAAAGAGAGAGAAAAAUGAAGAGAAAAAAAAAUGCGGUGAAAAAAAAGAGAGA
Messenger RNA from Rhipicephalus microplus (southern cattle tick), 1492 nucleotides. RefSeq lists its product as uncharacterized. Gene Ontology annotation, biological process: negative regulation of cyclin-dependent protein serine/threonine kinase activity; negative regulation of transcription by RNA polymerase II. Lineage: Eukaryota; Metazoa; Arthropoda; Arachnida; Ixodida; Ixodidae. The record is from RefSeq and is a predicted model, not a curated record. Gene Ontology annotation, cellular component: cytoplasm; nucleus; nucleoplasm. Gene Ontology annotation, molecular function: cyclin-dependent protein serine/threonine kinase inhibitor activity; 7SK snRNA binding.